AGAUGAAAAUUUUGUAAAUUUAUUAAGCCAAAGUGAGUUUCUUCAGGAUUUACUUACAAAGGCUAAUAUGAAAUGGGGACGAUAUGGGAGGAAAAAAGAAGAUAGAGAAAAAUUUGAAAAAGAGAUUAUCGUUAAAGCCAAUGAAUUUUUGGAAUCCAAAAAAACUUUUUUAAAUUGUCGACAAAGAACCAUUAAAGAGUUACAAAAUUGUUAUAAUGAAUUAGCAGGUUCUAGUGGUUAUGCCGCUAUCGAAGAAGUUGGUAGAGCUGUAAAUAGUGUGGGAGAGAUUGAACUAACUUUCGGAAUUCCUAAAGCUUUAGGAGGAUUAGUCACGGCUGUAAGCAAUUACUCUAAAAUAAGGUCUAUUACCGAAAGCAAUAAAGCAUUUCAAGAAUAUCUAAUAUAUGAUAAUAAUAAUAUCUUACCUUCUUUUAACGAAGUUUAUGCAUCUUUGCUCAAGCUUAUUCAAGAAAAUGAAGAUUUAGAAAUUUGUUCUAGAGUUAAGAAUGCUCUGGAAUUACAAAACGGAAAAGUUGAGUUAUUUAAUGCUAACUAUAAAGUCUUCAAGAGUCAAAGGCUUAUUUUCCCAAAUAUCUGUAUCAAUGUCGAAGAGAUGGAGAAUACAAUUUUAUUGUUGAGCAAAAAUCUUAAGGAAUUAAAGGUAGAGUUAGAAACGCAAAAAGAAAAUUUCGGAAAAAUUCAAGCUCAGGUUCAACUUAUCCAGCAAAUGGAAACAUUAGUUAAGACGUUUAGAGACGAGUUAAAGAGUAAAAGUAAAUUUUCUAAUAAGUGUAAACAAAGAAAUAGUGAACUACGUCAACUCUUUACAAAUCUUCCUUCUACUUCUAAGGAAUUUAGUAAUGAGUUGGAAAAAAUAAAACGUGGAUUAAGCAAAAAAGAGUUAAUUGAGCAAAAAAUCGAAGAGCUUUAUCAAACCAAUGACAAGUUAAGACAAUUAAACAUGAAUACGAUCAUUUUUAUUUAACUAUAUCAUAUUUAUAAUUAGAUUUUGAUUAGUUAAUCAACUUAACGACCUCGUUAUCUCAGUUUUAUUUU
Molecule: messenger RNA, 1056 nt
Organism: Rhizophagus irregularis DAOM 181602=DAOM 197198
Lineage: Eukaryota; Fungi; Glomeromycota; Glomeromycetes; Glomerales; Glomeraceae
Source: RefSeq, a predicted model, not a curated record